AUUCUUAUAUAAACUUCUGUUAUAUCCAUGAGCUUGCUAACUGAAAUUGUAAGUAAAAAAUGCCUCAGGAGUUGCGUGUUGUACGAUGUUAUAAAUGCGAGAGUUUUCAGGUAGACAUAGAAAAAAAAUCCAAUAAAUGGACAUGCAAACUUUGUGGCGAGAAACAAUCAUUAAAAAAGGUUUACAGUUCUGGUCAAGGCAAAGAUUGCAGAAAGUUGGUGCAAGAAUUAAAUCAAAUGAGAUUUAAAAGAGAUUUGACUUUAGAGGAAAGAUUAAAGGAAUUAGCUUCAAUUGAUAAUGAAAAUCUAACACCAGAAAUUCAAAAUAUACAAGCAUCAUCUUCAAAUAAAUGGUCUGAAUUUAUUGAAAAUGAAGUGAUAGUAAGUGAAGAUGAGGAAACAGAAGUACAAAAAUCUCCUCCAAAGAAAAAAGUUAAGUUGUCUUUGGAGAGAGUUAUUGACAAACCUGACCCAAUAAAAUUUCUUCUAACUGAUGAUGUCUCUGCGAAGAAAACUCAAAAAAGGCAUUUGCCUCCAGAAACGGAUAUUUUUAAUACACCAAGUAAAUACACAAAGUUAAAUAAUGCUGCUAGAUUUUCAACUUCUGAUAUUGAAUCUGUAAAUAAAUCUGUAAAUAAAUGGUUGCAUUAUAUUAAUGAAGAUGAAAGAAAUGAUAAUGAAACAAAUAAAUAUGAAGAAAUAGAUGAUAAAACAGAAACACAAAUUCUACAAGGUCUACUAACAAUGUGAUUAAACCUGAAGAUGAAAGCUGUAAAAACAGGCUUCCUGAGUCUCAAUCAAAUUACAACUGGAAUUUUCAUACAGAGUGGGACUCAUUUAGUGAACCGUCUCAAACUAGUUGCAACGAAGUUGAGUUGAAUGAUAUAAUUGAUGAUCAAUUUGAAGAGUUUGAAAGCAAGACUGUAGAACCAUUGCCCGAAUUAAAGAAGAAAAGCA
This is a messenger RNA of Ctenocephalides felis (cat flea), 956 nucleotides long. RefSeq names its product MRN complex-interacting protein. Gene Ontology annotation, molecular function: chromatin binding. NCBI's taxonomy places the organism in Eukaryota, Metazoa, Arthropoda, Insecta, Siphonaptera, Pulicidae. Gene Ontology annotation, cellular component: nucleus. Bases 60 to 749 code for a protein of 229 amino acids. Gene Ontology annotation, biological process: mitotic G2 DNA damage checkpoint signaling. The transcript is spliced from 3 exons. The record is from RefSeq and is a predicted model, not a curated record.